This is a messenger RNA of Candidozyma auris, 1941 nucleotides long. Its product is annotated as ubiquitin-ubiquitin ligase. Bases 1 to 1941 code for a protein of 646 amino acids. The record is from RefSeq and is a predicted model, not a curated record. Lineage: Eukaryota; Fungi; Ascomycota; Pichiomycetes; Serinales; Metschnikowiaceae. The transcript is spliced from 2 exons. Gene Ontology annotation, molecular function: ubiquitin-ubiquitin ligase activity. Gene Ontology annotation, cellular component: ubiquitin ligase complex. Gene Ontology annotation, biological process: protein monoubiquitination; protein polyubiquitination.
AUGGUCAAUUUGAAAAGUCUUCCCUCUGACCCGCCUGCGUAUGAGGAGUCAGCUCCAUUUCGUCUAGAUCACAGAACACAUGAAAGCUCAUCAAGAGUGGCAUAUGGAAAAUGGAAAUUUGCUUGUAAUGAACCUACUGAUGAUCUCCGAGAACAAGCCCAAAGUUUCAAGGAUUCAUCUCCUCUAAUCACCUCGAUAUCAGAGACGAAGACUGAGUAUUUUGACUUGCUUCCAUCCUUCCAGCUUCAUCAAUCCAUCCUCAAGAGAAGCGAUACAGAGUUUGACGAGACUGCUCUAGGAGUUCCUCCUCUAUAUGUCCCUGAGAGACUUCACGAAUCUCGCUCCAUGCCAGCUCAAUGCCUGCCCGUUAAUGAUUUGCACAAUAUUAUUCGCCUCGAUGAAGGUAAUACUCAUGAGCUGAGCUAUUUGUUCACUCGGAACGAAGAGAACGAUGGUUAUCAAUAUUUGAACACCACCGAAGCUCUCCAAAGAGACUCAUACUCAUAUCUGGCUUGUGAAAGAUCCCGAUCCACUAGACAUGAUACUCUCAGCGAGUCUGUGGUAGAUAAUAUUGAUAGGCUACCAGUAGCAAAAUAUUCACCUUUAUCAAUUCAAAUUUUUGUCACGAAACGUGUGCCCACCCCACAUGAGCCGAAUGAACUCGAGAAUAAAUUGAAGGAGUACUCUUGCUGUGAUAUAGUCAACGGAUAUAUCAUUAUCACCAACACUGCAGUACAUAAAGUUGACUUUGGUCUUUUUACAGUUAGUCUUGAGGGCACAGUCACGGCACCCCUACACUUCUUCGAAGGGAAUAACCUGGAACAUCCUGCUCGAAAUAAAAUCGUGUCGAAAAAGUUUCUCAAAAUGUUCGACUUGAAUGCCAGCUACAACUAUGGCGUAAUACCUAGUUCGGCUGGCAUACAUUACGAGCCUAAUAGUCGUGAUUCAUAUGACGGGUGCAUCCUUGGCUUGCCAGACGACAGAACUUUGAAACCAGGUGAGCGUUACAAAAAAUUUAUAACGUUCAGGUUUCCGGAGAUGCUUUUAGAUAAUGCUUGCCCACACGAGGUUAUGCGACACACCAUGCCCCCACCGUCGUUCGGAGUGGACAACAUCGUUAUUCUGAAUGGUGACAUUACGGUGAAUAAGGCGCUUGGAUACGGGACUUCAAGUGAGCGUGGAUCUCCAGUGAGACUAAGAGAUUUAUCAGAAGAGGUCAGUGUAUCCUACGCCAUCGAAGCUAAGUUUAUUGAUAAGCAACACAGCAAGCAAAAUUACCCAAUAAAGACAAACGCUAAUAACCCAGAUCCGCACAGUGAUUUAAACUAUGUUGUAUCAAAAAAGGCGCAAUUCUUUAUACUUUUCAAUACCGCUGAUAUAUCUAUGAAGCCACCGUCUUUGAGUAAAAUUGAUCUCAAUAUUGUUGCAUGGACAUAUCAGACGGAGUAUCCGCUACCGUUAGCAUUAGAACAUGAUUUCUUUUACACAGCGCCUGGUCAGCCUGCCACUCUGCAAGGUGAUACCAGUUCGAUCCAUGCUAAUCUCCUGAGAUUGAAACAAUCUGUGAACGAUCAUAUCGCGUACUUGAGGGAAUGUGGUAGGCUAGUAAGCGAGAGGACAUAUUCAUAUUUGAAAGGAUUGAGCAAAUUAGGAGUAAAGAAAGAUACUAUCAAGCACUUUUUUCAGUCCAUCACAACUGCAGCUAACACCGAACUAAUGGAUCCCGAAUGGAAUCUUCUUAACUCACUGCCUGAGAUCACUGAAUGGAUUACAGAACUUGACAUUCCGCUUAAGACUGAGAACAAGGGCAACUACACAUUAAUCCCUAGCUUUCAAAACUGUUUGGUUGGACGACUCUACGCACUUCAGAUUCUCGUAAAAUUUAAGGGAGCAGACGAUGGUAAUAAUGCAAUGAUCGACGUUCCCAUAAUAGUCGGCUGA